GCAUACCUGUAAAUUAUCAGGAUGUAGCAUCUAUUGAUCCAGAGUAUGCAAAGAACUUGCAGUGGAUUUUAGAUAAUGAUAUCAGUGAUCUGGGUUUAGAGCUGACCUUCUCUGUUGAGACUGAUGUGUUUGGAGCAAUGGAAGAAGUGCCAUUGAAGCCAGGGGGUGCAAGUAUACUUGUUACACAGGAAAACAAGGCUGAGUAUGUCCAGCUUGUCACCGAGCUUAGAAUGACAAGAGCCAUUCAGCCUCAGAUAAAUGCCUUUUUACAAGGCUUCCAUAUGUUCAUUCCACCAUCUUUGAUCCAGCUUUUUGAUGAAUACGAACUGGAGCUUUUGUUAUCUGGUAUGCCAGAAAUUGACGUGAACGAUUGGUUAAAAAAUACGGAAUACACCAGUGGCUAUGAGAGAGGAGACCAAGUUAUUCAGUGGUUCUGGGAUGUCGUGGAAGAACUAACUCAGGAGGAGAGAGUAUUACUAUUACAGUUCGUUACUGGCAGUUCUAGGGUGCCUCAUGGUGGCUUUGCCCACAUAAUGGGUGGCAGUGGAUUGCAAAAUUUUACAAUUGCUGCUGUGCCGUAUACUGCAAAUCUUUUACCAACAUCGAGCACGUGUAUCAACAUGCUCAAGUUACCUGAAUACCCAAGUAAAGAAAUCCUCAAGGACAGGCUUCUUGUGGCAUUGCACUGCGGAAGUUAUGGUUACACAAUGGCAUAACGAAGUCUACAAAAUCCCUCUGACUACCCAUGCGCAGUUCCGAGUGGCAGAAGUAAUUCUGGAAACUGUCAGUAGAGCAGCAACUUAGAUGCUGCAGCCCGUUGGCAGGGCUGGGCUUCAGAAUUCCAUAUGAGAUCACGAACUUCUCCUCUGUGAUACACCGUCAAAGUAGCUUUGAUACUGUCAUGACAGACUUGUUGGUGUGCUGUGUCUUCAUUUUUUAAAAUGACAGAUCUAUAUGGAAAUCAGUCUACAUGCUUUUCAUUAUUCCUUCGGUCUGAAAGAGAAAGCGUCAGAGUCUCUUCCCAUAGUUUACUUUUGAUGUUUGACUGUAUGGUUGAAUGACAUUGGCAUUUUAGUUUACUUACAGAUGGCAUACUGCUGAUGGGCAGACUUGCUGCAUGUGGAAGUGCCGUUUAUUUUUGCAAAGAACACUACGGAAAGUUCAAUUUGGAUAUUGUACAGUAAGACAGAUCUGAUGUAUUUUCCAUUUCUUUGCAUAGUAACAGAAAUAAAAUUUUAUAACUUUUUAGUAUUAUGUAUAUAGUCUGUAAAGAUUAGACUGUUAUUGGAAAAAAAUAACAGAUGAAGUUAAUAUCUGAUUUAUAUUAGAAUUUACACUAUAUUCUACUAAAUAUUUACAGUAUUUGUGACUUUAUAGUCAACCUGCAGUUUAGAAUUUGUAAAUAUUAUUUAAGAUCUAUAUCCAUUUGUUUGAAUGCCUUUAUUCUUUCCUUGACAUAAUUGUAUGUUCAAAAGGUAUUAUUAAAUUUUAGUAUUUUUACCAGAA
This is a messenger RNA of Apaloderma vittatum (bar-tailed trogon), 1506 nucleotides long. RefSeq names its product E3 ubiquitin-protein ligase HACE1-like. The annotation marks the transcript as partial. Gene Ontology annotation, biological process: protein polyubiquitination; proteasome-mediated ubiquitin-dependent protein catabolic process; positive regulation of protein catabolic process. Gene Ontology annotation, molecular function: ubiquitin-protein transferase activity. NCBI's taxonomy places the organism in Eukaryota, Metazoa, Chordata, Aves, Trogoniformes, Trogonidae. Gene Ontology annotation, cellular component: nucleus. The transcript is spliced from 6 exons. The record is from RefSeq and is a predicted model, not a curated record.